This is a messenger RNA of Lactuca saligna, 678 nucleotides long. The record is from the annotation of a GenBank genome assembly. Lineage: Eukaryota; Viridiplantae; Streptophyta; Magnoliopsida; Asterales; Asteraceae.
AUGGCAUCUGUUCAUCUGCUUCUUCUUUCUAACCUGUUCUUCAUUUUUUGUUUAUUUUUUCAAUCAAGAUCUUCACUUACAUCAAAAAAUGCCAUUUUACCACUCAAGAUUAAAUCAGAUUCAUCUAGCAUCUACAUACAACCGCCAAAGAAGCUCCCUUUUCAACAUAAUGUUUCUCUCACCGUCACCCUCGCCGUCGGCUCACCUCCACAGCCGGUUACCAUGGUCCUCGACACCGGCAGCGAGCUUUCAUGGUUUCACUGUAAUAAAACACCAACCACACCUUUGUCGUACGACCCAUUACAUUCCAAAUCCUACACCCCUGUUCCCUGUAGCUCCCCAAUUUGCAUGACCCGAACCCGAGACUUCACUGUCCCCGCUUCUUGCGACGCGAAAAAACUUUGCCACGCUACUCUCUCCUACGCCGACGCCACUUCCGUCGACGGCAAUCUCGCCUACGAUACCUUCCACUUCACGGAUUCGGACCUUCCCGGAGUAAUAUUCGGUUGCAUGGAUAUGGAAUCAAGCUCUAACCAAGAUGAGGAUUCGAAAACAACCGGGCUAAUGGGUAUGAACCGGGGGGUCGUUAUCUUUUGUGACCCAAAUUGGGUUCCCAAAGUUCUCGUAUUGCAUAUCGGGUCAGGAUUCCACCGGCGUAUUACUGUUCGGAGAAUAUAA